Musa acuminata subsp. malaccensis (wild Malaysian banana) is the source of this 2127-nucleotide messenger RNA. RefSeq names its product probable WRKY transcription factor 14. Gene Ontology annotation, biological process: regulation of DNA-templated transcription. Gene Ontology annotation, molecular function: DNA-binding transcription factor activity; transcription cis-regulatory region binding. NCBI's taxonomy places the organism in Eukaryota, Viridiplantae, Streptophyta, Magnoliopsida, Zingiberales, Musaceae. Gene Ontology annotation, cellular component: nucleus. The record is from RefSeq and is a predicted model, not a curated record.
CUUAAGAAACUACUACUACUACUCUUCUUAGGUUUGAAGAAGGGCCCCCAGUUCUCUCACCCUGUUCUUGUUGAAGGCUUGUGCUCCUUCCACCUGAUCUCUCUCUCUUGCUUCGAGAGCAAGAAGAAGAAGAGAGCUUACAGAUAGGAUCAUGGAGCUGGGCAUUGGGUGCAAUACUAUCAGGAAGUGGUUUCCUCUAUCCUAAUCAUACUCUUUGGCGUCGCUACCUGGCUGGCUAGAGACAUGUGUGACUACUUCUGGCACAGGAUGGAGAACGACUCCGGUGAGCUCGCCGACAUAGUGCGAGCUGGAGGCCGAAGCGGCCCAUCGAACACCGAAUUCGAGCCGGUCGCUGCCGAGUGGCGGCUUCCUUCCCACCCGCCGGUGUUCUUUCCUACGAGGGCUGAGAUCCCUACCAACGCCUUCGGGGAUCCGUUCGUCAACCUGCGUGACCCUCUGCUGGAUCAAUUCACGGGCGUGGAGUUCUUCGAUGGCGCAGAAGCGAUGGUGGCGCCGGCCAGUACGGCCGCCCCAGCGGGCUGCUGCAGCGGUCAUGUAGCUCCGAAGCUGCUGCUAACGAGCGAGCAGGAGAUGAAGGGGCCUUGUAAUGUCUUCUCGAGGGCUGUUCAUCAGAUCUCGCCUGGUGGCAGCAGCAUGAGCAGCAAGCCUUCCCUGCUUCCAUCGAGGCUGGUCAGGCCAUCUCCCGCCAGCAGCGGCUCCAUAGCCGGCCCAGCGGAUCAUGGUGGUGGAGUGCAGCAGAUCUCCUCCCCUCGGCCUCCAGUGAUCAAACGAAGAAAAAACCAGGCGAAGAAAGUGGUGUGCAUUCCUGCACCGCCGCCGGCGGCGGCCGGCAACAGGCUGAGCGGUGAGGUGGUUCCAUCUGAUCUCUGGGCUUGGAGGAAGUAUGGCCAGAAACCGAUCAAGGGUUCUCCUUAUCCAAGGGGGUAUUACAGGUGUAGCAGCUCCAAGGGAUGCUCGGCGAGGAAGCAAGUAGAGCGCAGCCGAACGGAUCCCAAUAUGUUGGUCAUCACCUACACGUCCGACCACAACCACCCAUGGCCGACGCAGCGUAAUGCGCUUGCAGGAUCCACGAGAUCCCAACCGUCCAAGAACGGCCCCAGGAACAAUCUCAAGGAGGAGCCUAAUAAGGAGACCACCAGCUCGAGUGGUCAUAUGGUAAAAGAGGAGGAGAUUGGUGAGAUGGAGAAGACGAUCGAACAAGCUGGAGACACCCUCGGAUUCGACCCAAUGAUCCACCCAAGUUACAAGUCGGACCAGCCCGAUGACCUGUUCGCGGGUUUGGCGGAGUUGGAAGGCGACCCGAUGAGCCUCAUCUUCUCCAGAGGAUUCAUGGAAUCAAAGCCGGAUGAGGAGAAGGGGGUCGGUGCCUCGGAUGCGUUCGACAUGUUUGACUGGGCAGGAGGGAGCUCACGAAGCCAAGAAGAAGAGGUUUAUUACAAGACCUUGGAGAAGUAGUCCUUUCUGUACAAGGUCUAGCUAUAAACCUUUUUGAAUUCAUAAAGUAGGGCACUGGGGAGGGAGGGAGCGGAGGAUGACUUCUGUUGUGUGUUUCCUACUAUUUAUUCUUGUCGUUCAACAGGACAGAACAGUCUAUAGAUCAGGAUUUGGUGAAGAGAAGGGAUUGGGUGUUUGAAGACCCACACGCUCGGAGUAUUGGAGGAUGGGACAGAAAGCUAAGCAACAGAAACUUUGAACAGUCGCACAAGUGAAUGUCUGAGAAGCACUGAGAAGAAAAGAAGGGAUUGGGCGUUUGAAGACCCACAACAAGCUUGGAAUAUUGGGGGAUGGGACAGAAAGCUAAGUAACAGAAACUUUGAACUGUUCCACAAGUGAAUGUCUGAAAUGCACUGAGAAAAGCCUGCAUGAAGAAUAUGAUGAGCUCCUCUUCUCUCCCUCUCGUUAGAAGUGGGGAGAAUAGUUUGACGGGUUGAAGAAGAGAAGUCUGUUCAACAUAUGCAGUGAAGAUAGACGAGUAGAAAGAGCUUCACCUUUCUUUUACUUUUGGAACAACUCAAGCAAAAGAACAUGAUUGACAUAUAUUUGAGCAUUAAAAGAUCUAGUAACCAGUGACAGAAAAGCUUGAACAGUUGCUCUUAGCCUUUAUGA